AUCUCUCGCACUGCGGAGGUCGAGAUAACGUCAUGAUGAAUGCCGCCAAAGUGCGCGAAAUCAUGUGCUAGCCGAAAGAGCACGAGUGUGAGUUCGUGUUUCCACAGAAUCCACAAUCCCUGCAGAAAUAAAUGCAACUUCGGUCAGUGAUAAAGAUACAGUGAUUAAGAUACGAUUCUUUUAGCUCUAAUCAUGAAUUUCGAUGCUAUCUGCGAUUGCGGAGGUAAAGUCAACGUUAACGACUGGCAAUUGAACAGAAGCGGUCUAUUUUAUCAUAAGGAAGUAGAAAAUGUGCUUUUCCUGCAAACGGAUUGUUCCUUCUCUCACAUAGAAGUCAGCCUCUUCAAUUGUGUCAUGCCUGGUGCCACAGCUGUGAUGAAUCUUAAACAUUUUAUCAAUUGCAUGGAGAUGCACUUGAAGAUAUUAAGUAGACACGACAGACCUGUUACAAUAUCUGGAGUAUGCAAUGAUCGUGAUUAUUUCUCUUUAAGAAAAAUGGUCUGUGAAUUUAUUUUAUAUUUUCGUGAAUAUAUGAACAGCAUAAGAUGGAAUCUUGCUGUAUUAGAAGCAAUAAUACCUGAAAUUAAUAAUGAUGUGGAUACUUUGUUUGACUCCAUCAAGCGGUUCUUCAGUACGUUACGCAGCAUUCCAGAUUCUACUUUGCUUUAUGCAGCUUCUAAUAUAGGUAACAAGUGUAAACAACCAGAAUUUCAUAUGUAUCAUAUGCAUAUAGAAUUGAGAUGGUUCUUUGUCACAUUGAUGUAUGCAAAAACCAUGUUGUACCAGUAUUCAGUACACACACAGUUGGAAGAAUUAGAAAAUACUUUUACAAUGAUUAUAAAUGAUUUGAUAUAUUCAGCUUUGAAAGUAUUCGAAAGAUUAUCCUUGAAUUGGACUAUGGAUCUUAUGCAGAAAACACCAUACAACUGUACAUGUAUACGAGAAUUGUGGCUAAUGCUUCAAAUAUUUAUUGAUAACUUGGAAGAAAGAAUGAAAACCAAGGUAUUUUGGGAUCAUGUGAACACUUGUAUUGAUAAAAUAUUAGAUAAAAAUCAGAUUCAGGGAAUGUCUUGGCACAGAACUGCAGAUCCUUCUUUACCAGACUGUAAAAAUUCCGAAUUAUUCUGCAUCUGGAUAAUAUAUCAUUUGUCUCUAUUGUAUGGAUACAAUAACAAUGGUAUAUACUUACAAUCUAUGUCGUCAAGGAUUAGAUCUAAUUACGAGCAAAUUGAAAAGAUUCUCAGAAUAUAUGUCUGUAAAGGUGGGAAGGAUGGCGAGAGGGAUGAACUUGAUACCGAGCUAAAGAUUAUAAUACCGUUAUUACAUGAUCUCAUUAUUACUUGGUGGCAGCCGCGAAUAUCUCUUAUAUCCUACCUCUGGGAUUGCUUCCAUAAGAGAUUGGACCAGCCGUUCCUGCAGCAGACUUCUGGACCUUGGGCUCUGUCCGUUGAAAAAAAAAGCGCUGCGGAUAUUCUGAAACAAAUCAACGAUAGAAUUAAUGGCAAAUUUGAGCAGUCUAAAGAAUCUAGCUACAGCAUGUUUUUAUAUUUGUUAGGUACUUUUUUAAAGAACUACAGCAAAACGGAUGCGAAAUAUUGGAGUCAGGUCAAAGGUCGCGUGUACACGAAAUUUUCGAAGAGCAAAGUUGGAGAAUUUUCCGAGAGCGGCCUGUACAAUUUCAUAUCCUUAUUCAUUACUUUAGCUAUCACUGCCGACACUACCAAUGUAUGCUUAACAAUGCUAGAACUCUUGCCGUCUACACACGAAGCAAAUAAUGAAAACAAUAAAAAGUACAAUCUGGUUUGGAAAGGAAAACUAGCCUGUCUGCUGUUGUUUAAUGAAAAAAGAUUAUCUUUUAGUGCUAUAGCUGGCCAUUUUACAGAAACCAUCAACUUAAUAAGUUGCCGUAAAGACGAAAUAUCUCGCUCCAUGAUGACAAAUUUUGUCGACGUAUUAAAUAAGAUCUUGUCCGGCAAUGAAAAAAUGGAUCUGGGAGAACAUAAUUUCAUCGGAGGCUGGAUCGAUCGUUAUCUCUUGGAGUGCCCGAAAAAUCGAAUUGCUGUUUUACUCGAGAUGCUCGCCAAUGUUUUCGAGAAGUGUGUUAUCUUGCAAGUGUCUUGUGACAAUGAUGGUGCUAAGAAGAUGUUAGAUGCGCUGUGGUGUUUCGUUGCUUCUCGAGUUCGUCAGCUUGUUUUCGAUCCUGUUCUCAGCGGUGAUAAUUAUAAAGACAUUUCCAAGCUAGCCGUCAUAUUCACGCUGGAGGCAGUCAGAGAUCCAGCCACUGCCAAGAAGUAUAAACAUUCAGCCAUGUCAUUAUUUCAACAUUUCGCGGCAUCAAUAUUCGUUAAGGAUAUAAGAAUUACUCAAUAUUAUUUAACGUCAAUUCUCGAGAACAGCCAUGCUGUGCAAAGCUUAAAGAAGGAAAUUCCAAAUUUCGAUACCAUUCUCAUUCAAGCCUGGAUAAAAUGUUCCAUCCUUGGCCACGGCGCAGACAAAGAGGAACUAAAUAUUUUACAGUGUUACAUUAUCGAACUUGAUGAGAUUAAAGAAGUAUUUAUAUCGGACGAUGAUCUGCAAGAAUUUCGGGAUAGCAAUGAGCCCAUUUUGACAUUCAUAAUAUCGCUCAUGAAAAGAGAGAAUCUUUUAAAGUCUGAACUAGAGAGACUCCAACAUAAUGGAAAAUGUAGAACAUACUUUAAGAAUCUAGAGAAAUGGGUCCUGAUACCCAUAACGGAGGAAACAAAAGACUCGGAGGUCGCAUUCUGGAUCUACAGAUGUCUCGGAACGCUGAUACUCUGCAUUUCACCGGCAUUGUACACUAAAAAUUUACCGAACGACAUGUUGAGAACGCUCAUCAACAAAGUUAUACUUGUACCUGAAAAUUCCACACAGCUAUACCUAAAGCAGUUGGGAAAGAGAAUAUUUUCCAUGAUAAUACUCGGUCUAGAAAAAUUGAACAUUAAAGGUGAUAUAUUACUGCAGGCGAUGAUGAGGGAUAUCUUCGAUCAAUAUUUACCGAUUUUAAUAACCGAGGUUAAUAACAGCGGCAAUUUCAAAGUUUCCGAUGUGCUAUUAAAGUGUUUUAAGGAGGCAAAAUGCGAAUUUGUGCGCUCGAUCUUCGAGAUGCUGAUGUCGAAUUUUUAUAAUAUAUCGUCCGACAAUGUUAUGCACAAACACUCCAAUUUGAUAACUUGGCUUAUUAAGACACUGCUUAAGGAAGAGAAAACGUAUCCCAAAUAUAUCGUAGAACACAUCAUUCAGAUUUGUUCUUCGAACAUCUUUGGCUGCUACAUGAAGGUUCACGAUCAUCACCCACAUAAGCUGUACACGAUUGACUUCAUCAGAGAUGUAAUUAAGAAUUCGUACUAUGAAGCAGAUAAAAUAAUCAGAGAGAAAUUCCACACUGCCGUCUCGGCUAUGAUGCAGAAACACUUAACGCUAAAUAUGCAGCCUACAUUCGAGCUUAUACGAUCAAUUCUGCCGAUAAAGAAAAGUAUAAUAAUCGGUUUGUUCUCACAAAUCGAAGCUAUCGUAUCGCAGGCCGAACAAUAUCAUCGACAUAACGCGAUAUCUUUGAGGUUUAUGUGGAAUCAGUUGAAAAAACACAUGCUGAGUAUGGACAAUAAAUUGUGAUAAGGUUACAAAAUUUAUUAAUAAGCGCUAAAUAUCCUCAACAAUGACAGUUUAGAUUUCCUAUAAGUUCUGACUGAUAAUUCAAGAUACUAUUUGGAUUUAAUGAGCAUGCAACCAUGUUCAUAUACAGAAACGUAUAUAAAUUCAUUUAGUAUUGCGAGGUAUAAGAAAAAAAAAAAAAAUUACAUAUGUGUAUAUAUCAGCAAAAUAACAUUAAAUUUCAUACAUAUAAUACAUAAAACACACUCCUCAAUUACGAAAUAGAUAUAUAAAAUGAGAUUUAAAUUAUUGUCGCGUGUACGCCAUAGAAUUACUACAAAAACAAUAAUCAGCUGCGAUAUAAAUCCACUUACAUAAUUGACGCGAUCAUUCUGUAUAAGAAAUAUAAGAAAGUAGACUUGA
This is a messenger RNA of Odontomachus brunneus, 4035 nucleotides long. Its product is annotated as protein MMS22-like. NCBI's taxonomy places the organism in Eukaryota, Metazoa, Arthropoda, Insecta, Hymenoptera, Formicidae. The transcript has 20 exons. Gene Ontology annotation, cellular component: nuclear replication fork. Gene Ontology annotation, biological process: replication fork processing; double-strand break repair via homologous recombination. The coding region runs from base 193 to 3633 and encodes 1146 amino acids. The record is from RefSeq and is a predicted model, not a curated record.